This is a messenger RNA of Sphaerulina musiva SO2202, 483 nucleotides long. Its product is annotated as mitochondrial import inner membrane translocase, subunit Tim17/22. NCBI's taxonomy places the organism in Eukaryota, Fungi, Ascomycota, Dothideomycetes, Mycosphaerellales, Mycosphaerellaceae. The record is from RefSeq and is a predicted model, not a curated record. Gene Ontology annotation, cellular component: TIM22 mitochondrial import inner membrane insertion complex. Gene Ontology annotation, molecular function: transmembrane protein transporter activity. The annotation marks the transcript as partial. The transcript has 2 exons. Gene Ontology annotation, biological process: protein insertion into mitochondrial inner membrane.
AUGGGAGGACGAGCAGCAGCGAGCCAAGAUCCAGAAGUGAUUCAACAGCAACAAAUGAUCAAGCUGAUGGAAAAUACAAUGCAAUCGUGCCCCGCCAAAGCUGUCAUGGCAGGUGGAAUGGGCUUUGCCCUUGGCGGCGCCUUCGGCCUCUUCAUGAGCUCUAUGCGCUACGAUACACCUCUCUCCUCCGGCGCGCCAGGCGGAGUUGGCACGGGCAACAUUCCCUCGAUACCGAUAAAAGAACAACUCAAGACAGGAUUUAGAGACAUGGGAAGGCAGUCUCUGAGUUCCGCGAAGAAUUUCGGAUACAUUGGAGCACUUUUCGCAGGCACCGAAUGUUGUGUCGAGGGUUUCAGAGCUAAGAAUGACCUCUCGAAUCAGGUUGCUGCGGGUUGUUUUACAGGGGCAUUUUUGGCGAAGGGAGCGGGACCGCAGGCUAUGGCUGUGGGAUGCGCGGGCUUUGCUGCGUUCAGUGCGGCUAUC